AUGGAUUCCGCAGCGGAAGAGCAUCCUGACAGAGAAAACGUACCCGAAACACAGACAGACGAUACGGAAACAGCAGGGGAAACAGAGCCUGCUGUUUUCGUUGAGCGUAAGAGAAGUCAGUUUUCGUACAAUGCCAGUGCGCUGAGACAGAGAACGAAAUCCACCGACAGCAAACCGACAUCAUCACGUUCAUCGAGUUACACUGCCGAUGCCGGUACCACCGGGGCAACAUCCACAGGAACAAACACAGGAGGUGGUGGUGGCUUCUAUGAGUGCAAUAUAUGUUUUGAUACCGCGAUUCAUCCUGUAUUAACACUGUGUGGUCACUUGUUCUGCUGGUCUUGUCUUGGUCAAUGGUUAUAUGCGCAGGCUCGCAACCCAACUUGCCCAGUGUGCAAAGCUGGAUGCGGCAAAGACAAGGUGAUUCCCAUAUACGGUCGCGGUCAAGAAGAAAAAGAUCCUAGGGAGGAUCCAUCGAUACCCACUCGUCCUGCAGGACAACGUCCACCACCCGUCCGAGAUCCCAAUCGACCAGCUACAUCCUUUUUUGGUCAACCAUUACGGGGGGCCACCUAUAACGCCGGAAACGUAUCCAUUGCAGCUGGAUUCGGAUUAUUUCCCUUUUCUAUUGCUUUUAAUUUCCCUAUGAACGGUGCGAAUCAAGGAACGCCUCAGAGUGCAUUUAUGUCUCGAUUAGUACUGAUGCUUAUUAUGUUAUUUGUUGUUGCCGUAAUUUUUGCCUGA
Radiomyces spectabilis is the source of this 744-nucleotide messenger RNA. RefSeq lists its product as uncharacterized. Gene Ontology annotation, cellular component: endoplasmic reticulum. NCBI's taxonomy places the organism in Eukaryota, Fungi, Mucoromycota, Mucoromycetes, Mucorales, Radiomycetaceae. Gene Ontology annotation, biological process: ubiquitin-dependent protein catabolic process. Gene Ontology annotation, molecular function: ubiquitin-like protein conjugating enzyme binding; ubiquitin protein ligase activity; metal ion binding. The transcript has 5 exons. Bases 1 to 744 code for a protein of 247 amino acids. The record is from RefSeq and is a predicted model, not a curated record.